Messenger RNA from Entelurus aequoreus (snake pipefish), 1521 nucleotides. RefSeq names its product opioid receptor, kappa 1 (gene oprk1). Gene Ontology annotation, molecular function: dynorphin receptor activity; neuropeptide binding. Bases 97 to 1233 code for a protein of 378 amino acids. The record is from RefSeq and is a predicted model, not a curated record. Lineage: Eukaryota; Metazoa; Chordata; Actinopteri; Syngnathiformes; Syngnathidae. The transcript has 4 exons. Gene Ontology annotation, cellular component: neuron projection; membrane. Gene Ontology annotation, biological process: neuropeptide signaling pathway; G protein-coupled opioid receptor signaling pathway; sensory perception of pain.
UCUUCUUCAUCUUCAUCAUCAUCAAAACACCAACACGUGUCCAAAGCCUCUCGGAGCAACUUAGUUUUUAAAAGCUGAAUAAAAAGUGUCCAUUUGAUGGAGAGUGGCGUGGUCCACGUCCACCGAGGGGGGGAGCGGUGUCCAUGGGGGCUCCAGGCCGAGGAAGAGUGCACCUGGCCGGCCUCACCCACCUCCGUCCCUUCGGCCUUGGAGGUGUUGAACGGCACGUGGGAGGAGAGCGACGCCGAGCCCAUGUCGCCCAUCAUCCCCAUCAUCGUGGCCGUGUACUCCGUGGUGUUCGUGGUGGGUCUGCUGGGUAACUGCCUGGUCAUGUACGUCAUCUUGAGGUACACGAAGAUGAAGACGGCGACCAACAUCUACAUCCUGAACCUGGCGGUGGCCGACGCCCUGGUGACCACCACCAUGCCCUUCCAGAGCGCCGACUACCUGCUGAGCUCGUGGCCGUUUGGCCAGGUGGCGUGCAAGGUGUUCAUCUCCAUCGACUACUACAACAUGUUCACCAGCAUCUUCACGCUCACCAUGAUGAGUGUGGACCGCUACGUGGCCGUGUGUCAUCCCGUCAAGGCGCUGGACUUCCGCACACCCAUCAAGGCCAAGAUCAUCAACGUGAUCAUCUGGGCGCUGUCAUCGGCCGCCGGCCUCCCCGCCAUGGUCCUGGGAAGCACCAACACACACAAUGGGACAACAGAGUGUGCCCUCCAGUUCCCAGAGCCGUACAGCUACUGGGACACGCUGAUGAAGAUCUGCGUGUUCAUCUUCGCCUUCGUGCUGCCCGUGGUCAUCAUCAGCGUCUGCUACACGCUGAUGAUCCUGCGCCUCAAGAGCGUCCGCUUGCUGUCAGGCUCCCGCGAGAAGGACCGCAAUCUGCGGCGCAUCGCUCGCCUGGUCCUGGUGGUGGUGGCCGCCUUCGUGGUCUGUUGGACGCCCAUCCACAUCUUUAUCCUGGUCAAGGCUCUGUCGCCGGACGUUCCCGAGACCACGCCGGUGAUGGCGGCCUACUUCUUCUGCGUGGCGCUGGGCUACACCAACAGCAGCCUCAACCCCAUCCUGUACGCUUUCUUAGAUGAGAACUUCAAGCGGUGCUUCAGGGACUUCUGCUGCCCCGCCGCCCGUAGAGACUGCCAGGGCGUGAGCCGGGUGAGGAGCACCUUGAGGGACCACUCGUGUCCCCGGGAGGCCCCCGGUGACCCCGGGCAGGCUAGGCCCGUAUGACUAGCUAUGGACGCGUCCUCGCCGCACGGCCCCGGCUGGGAAGACUCCAACGACCUGGGCUUGACCCAGAUCACCACAGCCAUCUGAGCGUCUGGGGUGUGGAUAAUAAUGUAACACCUGACACUGUUUAGUCAAACAUUUCAAUGGCUCUCAAUACGGUACUUUUGGGGGAAAUGGUUAAUGUCAAUGAUAUGAGAUAAAAACAAAACGAAACACCUCUUUAAACCUCUAAAGCAGUGGUUCUUAACCUGGGUUCGAUCCAACCCUAGGGGUUCGGUGAGUCGGGCU